Polypterus senegalus (gray bichir) is the source of this 387-nucleotide messenger RNA. It is a transcript of the gene otos2, whose product is annotated as otospiralin 2. The transcript is spliced from 3 exons. The record is from RefSeq and is a predicted model, not a curated record. NCBI's taxonomy places the organism in Eukaryota, Metazoa, Chordata, Cladistia, Polypteriformes, Polypteridae. Gene Ontology annotation, biological process: sensory perception of sound. Bases 7 to 276 code for a protein of 89 amino acids.
GGCAGCAUGCGUCGUAUUCCGAUCUCGCUCGUGCUCUUGGGCCUCUUCCUUGGGCUCUUAUCUCUGACAGGUGCAGAUCAAGUGGAUGACAAAGUGAGCCGGGAGAAGCGCGACAUGCCCAACUGGAGCUACUCGGCUUCGGACUUCUUUGCCUGGGUGGAACAACUCCGCUCUCACGCUGGCUACGAAAAGAUGGACGAGCUAGCCAGGACAUUCUGGGCCCACUUCCCUUCGGCGGCACGGCUGGGCUACGAACAGCCCCACUCUGAUGAGUGAGCAAGAGGCACUAUGAGAAACAGCUAUAAACUCUGUAUAUAUAAAAAGAAAUAAUCUGUAAUCACUAAAGGCUUGUUGGUCUUGUAUCAAAUUAAUUGAAUUAAACUGUAU